AUGAGCGAACGAUUAGGGCAAAUUGGAAACAUGAAAUCGAUGUUGAGUUCGUCAAGCACCAACAUCAGAAUGUGCUAUUGUGGAGAUAGGGCUGAUAUGUGGACAUCAUGGACUCGAAAGAAUCCAGGUUGGAGGUUUUUUGGUUGCCCAAAUUACAUGGAUGAAGAGAAGGACUCUAUUUCUUUCAAUAACCCUAUUAAUGAAGGUGAAAUACCUGUUGAUGACCCUAUUGCCCCUAUGAAUGUUGAUGUCCCUAUUUCCCAUUUGAAUGCUCUUGAGCCUGAUAAUCAAAUUACAAUGCGUGAGAAUACACAUGUGCCUGGUAAUGAAUUCGGAUUCUGCAAGUGGAUGAUGGUUUGUUUCGUUUGUUUUAUUGUAGGAAUGAUGUAUGCUUAG
Messenger RNA from Lactuca saligna, 396 nucleotides. NCBI's taxonomy places the organism in Eukaryota, Viridiplantae, Streptophyta, Magnoliopsida, Asterales, Asteraceae. The record is from the annotation of a GenBank genome assembly.